UGGAUAAAUUGCAGUAAAGCGCGAAUUCCCGUGACGUUUACACGCACUCUCCUGACCCGCUUUCCAGACCGAUCCAGGACGUUUCGAAGCGCGAAAACAUUAACGAGCCGCAGCCGUUAAAAGUUUCCAAUUUGUUUCCAAUAGUGACGCUUUUUUCCGGUUUUCUCUCACCACUCACUUGGGUCGAGUGACUGGCUGAUCGGCUGAAGGAGCGUUCAAAUCACAUCAACGGAUUAUUCGUUUGCCGGUCUCGAGGCGACAAUUUCCGAACUGGACAUAUCAGGAAACGAGCUGCGCGACUUCCCAAUGAACGCGCUGAAACGUCUGGAACAACUGCAACAACUCCGCCUGGCCGUUAAUCAAAUCAGUGCGAUCACCAGUGAUAGUUAUUCGCACCUAAAUUCGCUCAUUAACUUGGACCUGAGUUUCAACCGGUUCCGGAAGAUCAACCGGGAAACGUUCAAGGUGUGUCUGGCCUUGAGGACGUUGUCGCUGUUCAACAACGAAAUCGAGACGAUCCAUGCGCAAACGUUCAUUAUGUUGCGCGACUUGGAAAGUCUGGAUCUCAGUCACAAUCGCAUUGGCUACUUGGACUCGACGACGUUUCGGCACAACAAGAGAAUCCGCUCGAUCGAUUUGAGCCACAAUCAUCUGCAUUACGUCGGCGGGCUGUUUGCCUUCCUGCCCGACCUCAAGGAGGUGUUUUUAACCGAGAACAACAUUCUGCAGGUGCUGCGCGACACUUUCACCGACUCGAUGAACAUAUCGGUGAUUUACAUGCAGGCCAACUCGAUCAGCCGCAUCGACGACGACACGUUCUUCACUCUAACGAACUUAACUCAGCUGCACAUGGGCUCUAAUUUUAUUUCGCAUUUGCCAGCGCGCAUUUUCGCCAACAAUUCCAAUCUGACUUCAUUAAGCCUCGACGGCAACCAGCUUAAUGAGUUAGAGCCGGGCAUUUUUGGGAAAACCCUCGCUCUGAGAGAGAUAAGACUGCACAACAAUAGACUGCGAGCUGUACAGAGAGGUGUGUUUGAUCCAUUGCCCAAUUUGCUCGAGCUGCACUUGCAGCACAACGAAAUCUCUUCGGUUGAUGAGGGCGCGUUUCGCACGCUGCAGAUGCUGGCGCACAUAAAUCUGCAAGCGAACUUCAUUGCAAUGCUGGGCGACGUUUUUCCGCCCAACUCCACUGCUCUGGUGUCGCUCCAAUUGGACGAUAAUGCCAUUGCGACGUUGCACAGUGGCGUGUUCAAAGGGCAGUCGAACAGCCAAAUUAUCUGGCUGGGGCACAAUCGCCUCGCCGCUUUAGACCGGCUGUUAUUCCGGGACUUAGAGGCUGUCCAGAAAAUUUACCUGAACAACAACAGCAUAUCAUUCAUAGAGGACGGGGCGUUCGCUGCGCUCGCCACGCUUAAGCAUCUGGAUCUGAGCCACAAUCGCCUGAGGCGCAUCAAGGCCGAUACUUUUGCGGAACUUGCCGAACUGGACGAGUUGGACUUAUCCCAUAAUCGCGUCGAGGAGAUCGAAGGGGACGCCUUAAUGCACCUGAAGAAGUUGGAACGUCUGGCGUUGGCCUUUAAUCCGCUGAAGGUCCUGAACAGUUCGAUUUUCCCGAAGGGAUUGCCGAUUAGGGUCCUGAGUUUGGUUAACUGCUCGCUCUGCCAGAUUGAACCGAACGCCUUUGCAGGCCUAAAUAAUCUCAACGAGCUCAGCUUAGCCAGCAAUGCAUUAAGCGUGCGGGAUCUUCGCCAUCUGAACAUUCCGGGCCUGAGAGUUUUAAAGCUGUCGCUUAACAACUUGCGCAAUUUAGAUGAGAGGGCCCUUAAUGGCCUGCCCUCGUUGCAGGAGCUGGCGCUGCACAAUUGCAGCAUCGAAAAAUUGCCGGCUGGCGUUUUCGCGAAGAACAAGAACAUCAUCAAACUGGACUUGAGCGCGAACUCACUGAGCGCGCUCUAUUCCAGCAUUUUUCUGCAGCUGAACAUCCUGCAGGAGUUGAACUUGAACGACAACCAGUUCAUUCAGAUACCGCAUAUCGCGCUAUCGAACAUAUCGACGAUGGAGAGGCUGGCAUUGGCGCGGAACAAGUUCGUCACUUUGGAAGUGUACCAUUUGAACGGCAUGCCGAACUUGCGGCACCUCGAUCUGAGCCACAACAGCAUAUCGGGCCUGACCGGGUUCAGUUCGACCAGUCUGAGUCGGCUGGUUUCGGCCGAUCUGAGCAAGAACCGGCUGGCCACCAUUCCGGCUAAUUUUUUCCAUAAGUCGGCGCUGCUCAAGUGGCUGGAUCUGUCCGAGAAUCGAUUUCAUCACGUGCCGAAUGCCGCCCUGUCCGAGACUACUUUGCCAGGCUUGGGGUGGCUGAAUGUGUCCGGAAAUCCCAUAGUCAACAUGCAUGAUAAUGGGCCGGUUCGCAGCUAUCCAGCUCUGGAGGAGAUGUACUUGCAGCACAGUGAGCUCAUAGUUAUAACCAGCAAGGAAUUUGAACUGUUCCCAUCCCUACUCCAUGCCCAUCUGAGCUACAACAGUGUCCUGAAAAUAUCCCCCGGAGCGUUCAGCUCAUUGACUCAGCUGAUCUCUCUGGAUUUGGGCGUGAACCAAAUCGAAAUCAUCCCUCAGGAACGGCUGUAUGGACUGAACAGCAUUCGGGUGCUGAAUGUGACCAAAAAUCGGCUGAGUGAAUUGGACGAUUUUCCGAAAAACAUGCAAUCGUUGCAAGUGUUGGACGUGUCAUUUAACAGAUUAACUAGGAUAAAGAAAACAACGUUCAAUUACUUAUACAGCCUGACCGAGCUGUACUUGCAAGGCAACGCGAUUUCCGCUGUUGCAGCCGAUGCAUUCAGAUUGCUCAAAGAGCUGAAAGUUCUAGACUUGAACCGAAAUCAUUUCGAGCAAAUACCUCUUGAAGCGUUCAAACCUUUAGAGGCUCAAAUACAAAGCAUAAGGAGCGACGGUUAAAAAAGAGCGCCGAUGCCUUAAACGCGAUCAACCAGCUGUACCGCCAGAAUACAUGUCUUACCGACACUUUUCCAUUCAAAGCGGCGAGCUGGCAGAACGUUCUGGACAUCCGCAUUUCAUCAGCGACAUUAACACGACCACACUAAACUGAACAGUCGAGCAAGUUUUUCCGCGUUUUGCUUAAGGAUAUGUUUUAAACCAGCCGUGAUCGGCCAUAAAGCGCAAUCCACUCCAGUCAUACGCCAAUUUUGAAUCACCCUGUAUACAUAAUGGUCCAGUCAAGUUAGAAAUUUUCCAGGCGCUAAAUGAGUGAAGGUGAAAUAUUAUUGUUUGUUGAUUGUUGAAAUAAUGAAGGUAAUUGCGGAAAAUUUUUCGUCUUUUGCGUAUGUAUAACUUUUUAACUGUUAUGCGAUUGAAAAAAAGUUCAACACUUUUUCAAGUAGUAAAGAUACCUACAUUCAAUAUGAGACAAGCUAACUUAAAAUCUGUUGAUUUGUUUAUUCAACAAACGAAAAAAUCCGCCGAUUUUUGCGUUUUUUUUUUUUCAAUAUUCCAGAAUUAAUUUUCUUUUGCUUCUAAAAAAUCGCACUCUUUCAUUGAAAAGAUUUGUACACUUUAUAAGUGGUAUACAUUUUAGCUUAACAUAUUCACAAGUUUUUGUUCAUUCCUCUUUGUUAUGUAAGGUGGUAAAAAGGUUAUUUAGAAUCUGGCAAUAUUAAAUAAGUUUUUUUGAGACAUCGAAGCGACUUCUAGAACUGAGAGUCUAUUUUACCAGUAAAGAGUUAUACUGCAGCGUUCAACACAGGAAAAGGUGAAUUUUUCAUGUUAAAAGUUAAAGAAAUUGUUUUGAAAUGCAUUUUCCACAUCGAUUAAUUGCUCUGGUUUCUAUGCAAAUUUUAAGCUUUUAAUUAUUGCUCGUAUCAAAUAUUUAAAAAAAUCAUUGCAAUUAAGUAAUCGAUGUGGACCUUCUAUCUAAAAAUAAUUUCUGCUUAAACUUUCAACAUUUAAAAUUCCUGAUUUUCAACUAAAUUUUUAAACAAUUUUCCCUUCAGUAAUCAACCUUUCCUUUAUUGUACGCUGUAGUUCGACUCUUCAUGAGUAAAAUAGACCCUCAGAGAAGUUUCCCCGACGUCUCAAAAAAGACUUUUUUAGAAUCUUGCAAUCGCAUUUUUUACAUCACAUAUAGAAAUGAAGAAAAAAUUGUGCAUAUUUUACCCAGAACUUAUACCACUUAUAAGUUAAAUCAAAACAUGCUUCAUUGCCACAGAAAAAUUCACAAAUUUUAUGGGCAAAGCAAAAAAGUUAUAGUUCGGUUUUUUAGGAGCAAAUUAAUGAUAGGAAAUUAAAAAAUCCGCAAAAAUCGGCGGUUUUUUUCGCUUUUUGAGUAAACGAAUGAACGCCUUUUAAUUAGGUUUGUCUCAUACUGUAGGUAUUUUGAAUACUCGAAAAAAAGGAUUAAACUGUUUUCAUUAGCCUGGAUCAACGGUUCAAAAGUUAUGCGCAAAAAACCGUUUUUCGCACUUUACUUGAUUAUUUAAACAAUAUUCCUCGGCCGGAAAUUGCGCGCAAACAAUAUUCUGCCCUCCUUCCGACCCAUUUCCAAUAAUCUACCUUCAUCCAGUAAGCGCCCGAAACAGACCCUUUAAAGUCUAAUCUGUCUGGACUAAUAUACAUAUAAAUUCCGCAUCCAGAGCUCAAUGAAAUCGUCAUAUAAAAAUCCAUUUCAGUUCGCCUCUAUAAAAUUAUGCCUACUGUACAGUUCCAUUUUUAUUCGGAUCGUAAACCAAAGACCCUCAUCAGACCAGUUGCAGAAGAUUGAGCUUUUAUGGAUCGUAAACUGGGUAUAAAAUGAUUUUAUUUCCAAUUUUCGAUAAUAACCAAUCAUAGGCUGUUGUGCCAGGAGACAUGUGGACUGAAUCGUAAUACUAAUGUUAAGGGCAUAAUUUAAUGGUCGUCACACAAUGAAAGGAAAUCUAGGUUUUGCUCGCUUUAUUUUUGCCAGAAAAAAUCCUAUUAAUUGCCUUGAAGGUAAAUGCUUUUCGAAAAACGAGUAUUCAGUUCUUCGGAAGAAUGCCAGAUAAAACUGUAAACUUUAAUUGCACCAUAUUGUUAUGUUCAAUUACAUUUAAAUCGCUUUAUGCAAUUAUUUGCACAGGCAAUGACGAUUAAUAUGCAUAACAACAGCGAGUAAUUCCCUCAUUAGCUAUUUCCAUUUUGAGCGAAAUAUUAUGUUUUAUCAGAUUAUUAUCAAUAGAUACUGARUUAUUUGAAAUAACGAAAAUUAUUGGGGAAAAUUCAACUGGUCCGGUCGGAAAACCCUAGAAAGAGGCCAUCGACASCAAAGAACAAAACCAACGUUCAAACAUGAUUUAUCUGUAUUUGUUCACAUGUUUGUACAAUAGGCUCAAACUAAUGUAAGAUUGAAUGGAAGUAUMAUUUUGUGUUAUAGAUYAAUUGGUCGAUUUGCGACGUUGUAAAUAUGUUAAAUAGACGAAAUAAAUCCGGAAAAACAGAGGAA
Molecule: messenger RNA, 5473 nt
Organism: Dendroctonus ponderosae (mountain pine beetle)
Lineage: Eukaryota; Metazoa; Arthropoda; Insecta; Coleoptera; Curculionidae
Product: chaoptin
Molecular function (GO): protein binding
Source: RefSeq, a predicted model, not a curated record